AACGCUGACAGGCUGCUGCAGAGCUCGCCCGUUAGCAGCCGCAGCCGCAGCCGCAGCCGCAGCCGCAGCCGCUCUCUGCUACGCCUUAGCGGCUCUCCUGAAAGUUAGCCCAGCGCCUUUGGGGAAAGCUGUGCUACCAUUGCCCGCCCGCCUGCGAGGAGGAGGUCGUGGGGCGGCUGGAUUGCCUUCCGCUACUCUGAGGUGCACAAACAGAACAAGAACGUAAGAACAAGAUAGAGAAGAGAUUUGAAAAUUCCUGGUCCCAGGGAGGAAAAAGGAAAGACUCAAGUUAUCACCAAGAGGCAGAAGGGCAAUGCACCAUUGCCUGUAGCUUGCUGAUGUAGUGCCUUCCUGUUCAAUGCAUGCUUACAUCAGCUGGACUCGUGGAAAAGAAGAACUAUUUAACCUGAAAGUCAAAGUUACCUAGCCCCCAAGAUUAAGGAUAAGCUUGGCCAAUAAAGAUACAUGGGACAUAUAUACUAUUAGAGGUUAUCAAAGACAUUCCAAGAGCUGCAUAGGUCCUUAAGAAGAAGUGGAUGGGAAUUGCAUAUAUGAAAUUAAAGAAUUCUGAAGAGCUGUCACUGUUUUUCAGAAUCAAUUGGACCGUGUAGCCUGUGCAAACAUGGAAGGGGAUUGUUUGAGCUGCAUGAAAUAUCUGAUGUUUGUCUUCAAUUUCUUCAUAUUUCUGGGUGGUACCUGUCUCCUGGGAGUUGGAAUAUGGGUCAUAGUUGAUCCCACAGGAUUUCGAGAGGUAGUGGCUACUAAUCCUUUGCUCUUUACUGGAGCAUAUAUCAUGGUGGCCAUGGGAGCUAUGCUCUUCUUGCUGGGAUUCCUUGGUUGCUGCGGAGCGAUCCGUGAGAACAAAUGCCUCCUUCUUUUUUUCUUCAUGUUUAUUUUGCUAAUCUUCCUGGCAGAACUCUCAGCUGCAAUCUUGGCAUUUAUCUUUAGAGAAAAUCUGACGAGAGAGUAUUUUACCAGGGAGCUGAAAAACCAUUAUCAGGGGAACAAUGAGUCAGAUGUCUUUUCUUCCACCUGGAACUCAGUCAUGAUCACAUUUGGCUGCUGUGGUGUCAAUGGUCCAGAAGAUUUUGAGGCAGCCUCUCAUUCCUUUCUUCUGGAUUCCCACCAUGCUGUUCCUGAAGCUUGUUGCCGACGGGAGCGCCAGUCUCGUGAUGGAGCAUUCAUCAAUAAAGAAGAGUGUCUGAAAGGAAAGGAUAUCUAUCAGAACCAACAGGGCUGCUACACUGUGAUCCUGAAUUCCCUUGAAACCUCUGUGUAUCUUGCAGGAGCUCUUGCCAUUGGUGUUCUAGCCAUCGAGCUGUUUGCUAUGAUCUUUGCCAUGUGCCUCUUUCGAGGGAUCCAGUAGGAAGGGCUUCAUGAGCCACAAAUGAUUUUUCAAGGACGUGCUUUGAAGAAGGAAAAGAAAGAAGAUAAACUUUAUUUUUGGGGUUAACAAAAUAAAAAAGGAGAGAAAGGAUUGUAAUAUAUAAAUGAUUGAAAGGAUUGUACUUCAGGGGCUGGAACUUUGAGGUGCUGCCUAGUUCCUUGCCAUCACCAAGGGGAGUCAUUCACCUGAAGCCACUCAAAUGGGUUGCACUAAAGACCUGCAAGACAGGAUGGGACAUGAACUCUAAUAAUAUCCAGGAUGCUGUGUGGAGCACACAUCUCUUGUAUAGUAGUGAUCCAUUGACUGAAGAAGAACAAGAAGACCAACGCCUAUUUUAAACGAGAUCUUCAUUUAGAAUACUAAAACUGUCACCCAAAGCGUUGUGAUGUAUACAGAUUAGUUCAAUUUUUAAGCUAACAGGGGAAAAGGCAUUGGCACCUGACCUGCUGGUUUUCUGCCAAGAUGGAUAGUUUCCUGUCUCUUGUGCUAUCCAGAAGAUACAAGCAUUCUGGAAUGCUGAGAAUGGAGAACGCCUUCACCAAGAAUCCUGAGGAUGGGGUUGGGUGUGUCAGAUCUAAUGGUGGAAAAUAGGAUAUGCUGAAAUCAGUGCAUACCAUUUUAGUGCAUACCAUUUAUCACAUUGAAUUUUCUGAUCAGUGUUAUGUGCGAACAAAGACUAAAGCAGCUCAGCUGCUGGUUCCCUCACCUUAAAGAAAAAAAAUGUUCUCCUCUAGAAUUGUUGGUGCUGUCUCCCUUAAGGAGUUGUAUCUGUUUUGGGUUUUUUAGGCUUUUGAAUAUUUUGUUACCAUCAUGCUCUGUGAAAAAUACAUUGCCAAGUUUGGCCUUCAUAGCAAUUGAUUAGCUUGGUGUCUUGUCCUCAUGUGCCUUUCAAUCGUGUUAAAAAACAAACAAACCAACAGGCAAGGAAAAAGUGAGGCACUUUUGCAGUUGUCUUUUGCGGGAUUUAAUUUGUAAGUCUUGUGACGUUGCUGCUGUUUCAGGCAUUCUUAGCUUAAAAAACAAUGUACCCUGACUUAAAACUUUUUUUCUUUUCAUUUUUAACUGUUGCCAAGUUCUAGCUUCAGUGGUCUGUUAUCCACUCAGUGAACACAAUCAACAAGCCUAAGAAGCAGUACUGAAGUUCUAAGACAUACAGUACAAGCAGGGGUGUGUAAAACAUUUCAAGUACAAGGAAUUUUGAGCUUGAAACUUUCCAUUUCAAAUUUUAAAUAGGUCCUCCAAGUUUGAAAUGGGUUGCCCUGACCAUUCCAGAAGAGUGAAACAGCCCUGUAUGAAUCUCAAAACACUUCCUUCAGACUGGGAAUAUUUUGUUCAGACUUAAUUCCAAGGUAUAUUUGUUGUGUAAUGAAUACGUAAAUUAUAGUGAAAUCACAUUACUACAAAAUGGCAGACAGAGAUUUAAACCGGCAAAAUAAUGUAAUCUGACACUUUUCAAGAGAGAUGGCAACUUAAUACUAAAAAUAGGAAUAGAAUUUGGUGACUUUGCAUGCCAAAGAUGAGAUGUUAAGAAUCCUUGGGGAAAGCAAUAACAUUCCUCUAUAAGUAAUAACCCCCAGAAGUAUAGUUUGGGGGGGGAAAAACAGCAAUCAUUAUCUGAUAUGAGGUGAAAAGUGAGAACAUGCUCGAACAAUCAUAAUUAUCAUGACUAUUUGGUUAAUGAAUGGCAUCAGAUGAUAAACUAAAUCUUAAUGCAAUCCUUGACAAUCUCCCAAACAUGGUUUCAAUGGUAUUUUGUUCAGUUCUGCACAAUUGGAAUUCACUAUGGCUCCCAAACAUGACAAAUCCAUUUUUUGCAGGAUUUGCAAAAGAGCUCUGUUAGUUGGACGCAUCUAGAAAUAAUGACCUACAGCUCCCACAAUAUAUGAAAGGCAUUUUGUUGGGGGUGGGGUUCAGGAGCAGAUUGCUAUUUGAACAAAAUCUUGGGAUGUCGGCAGAGGGACAUAACAGGAUGCCAGGUGCUGACCUGUGACUCAGUAAUCUACUAUUGGCUGCUCCAAUGGGCAGGAUCCAUCCAAGAGUCCCUCUGGUAGGAGGAGAUGGGCGGUGACCAAUUUGAUUGAUAAAUAAAUAAAUAAAUAAGAUGAGCAGCAUGUGAUUGUCUGAUGAUUGUUUAAUUUUAACUACUGUCAGCCUUAGCCAGCAGAGAGGAUACUAAGGGUGCUAUGAAUUAUUAUUCAGAAGCAUCUGAAGGGCAAUACAUUGGCUAACCUAUUUCAAGGAAUUAGCCCUGAGAUCUGUUCUCCAUCUCCCCCCACCUCCCCCACAAGGUAACACAUUCCUUGAAAAAUGAAACUAAUAAAUUAACUGACGGAUGGGGCAGAUGAAGGCAGAACCAAGAGAAGUCUAGUAUAGUUUUCUAAUAUUCUCUUGCUGUUUCAGAAUCUCAGUGCUGGUGUGUCCUUAGUCUAGCUUGCCUGGUGGAUUUCUCAUUUCUGACUCAUUCUGUUUUCUCCAUUUGCUCUCCAAUCUGUACUUUCUUCUGGUAUAAAUCUGCCCUUUCCUCUGGCUACUUCCACACAGUAAGAAUGAGACGGGGCUGUUUAGAUGAUCAAGUACAACCUCCUGUCUAUUGUAAGAACCCACUUAGAGCCUCCUGACAGAGGGCUGUCUAGCUUCUGCUCGAGCAAACCUAAUGAAAUGGAGGCCACCACUCCUUGGCAGAGAAAAGGGGGUAAGUUGUUUUACAAAGUAAUGGGCACUGGUUACUUGCUGGCUUCAGAGAUACCUGUCAAAGGCCAGACAGAGACAUUUGCCUUACUACAAAGCCACGCUAAUGGGGGGAACAAACUGUCUGAGAGAAGAAAGAAAUGUGUUAUAUGAGAGAACUCUUGAAGGUAAAGCUACCAAACAACCAUGUUUGAUCAAGCGUGCAACUG
Molecule: messenger RNA, 4284 nt
Organism: Candoia aspera
Lineage: Eukaryota; Metazoa; Chordata; Lepidosauria; Squamata; Candoiidae
Gene: TSPAN18
Product: tetraspanin 18
Exons: 11
Coding region: 623-1366 (247 amino acids)
Cellular component (GO): plasma membrane
Source: RefSeq, a predicted model, not a curated record